AUGGCGGAGCUGGUGAACUUGGCAUCUGUGCUGGCCGCUGUCCAUGAAUCGUGGGCCAGGUUCUUAUGGUCGAGCGACAUCAUCCAGGUGUGUAUUUGCUGUCGAGCUGUCGUGUCUGCAGUUGAAGGAUUGAAGGGGCGCGCCGUUCAGGUGGAUGUGGAGGAUCUUCGCGAGUAUCGUUGGCGAUUUCCGAAUGUGUCUGGUCGCAUGCUGUGCAAGGAUGGAGGCUUGAAGAAGCUGGACUUGCGAGCGGUCCAAUGCGUCGAACUGCCGGCAGCCCGACGUGAAGUUGAUCUACGCUGGUUGCCUCGACACGCUUCCAUAUGCUGGUAUGCCCCGACAGACAUAGAAGCAUCGGAGGAUGCCCUUGAGGACGAGUUGCCCGAAGGAAAGCUAUUAGGGCUCCGCCUGGGUGUGUGCGUUGAAGAAGGUGGUUUCCGGAGUCCUAUUUUCCUGGCGCCCACAGGAUCAGACAGGUCGGAAUUGAAAAUGCAAGUGCGCUGGUUUCCGGUGGGAAAUGCCCUCUGCCCCCGCGAGGGUGGAUGUUCCCUUUACCUGAUCGCGGAAGCGGACAUGGAACACUCCUCGAUGGCCAUUACCUUCGAGCUCGGGGCAGGGAGAUUACGCAGAGUGCUGCAUCACGAUUUUGCACACUGUCCACAGUGGGGAAGUGCAGACUUUGGAGAUCUAGCCGCUGAAUUAGGAGGCCAAGCCAGCGACGGAGUGUGGUUGCAAGUUACAUUGUUGGAGGUGCCAGCAGCCUUCCGCCUCUGCCGUUCGCCGGAUCCAUGCGAGCUGACCUGGCGCAUCGAGAAUUGGUCCGGCAAGCAGGGAUUCGGCCCGGCUGCUUAUGUGUCCGAGCAGUUGGGUUUGGAGGGAUGCCCCUCCAUGAAGCUGCUCGUGGGUCUCUGCCCGUCUCCAGAUUCUGAGGACUUGGUUGAGCCACGACCGCCUUCGGGCAGGCCCCUUGCACUGCAGCCGCUGGCCUUGUUUGUCGGGGCAGCUCCCGGCACCGCUUGCAGAUUCUCCCUCCAGGCAGGGACGAGGCGAUGCGUUUUCUACCACACCUUCAGUUUCUUGGAGGCCUUUGUUGGACGCCGCAUCUUCCUAAGUGCAGCACAGGAUGCUGCAGUCGAGGGCGAUGCGCUCGAGGUGAUCCUGAAACUCCUUGGGGACAACCCGGGCCCAGCUGGCCAGGAGGAACAAGAGGUCGACACGCUGCCUGCUGUGUGA
Messenger RNA from Symbiodinium sp. CCMP2592, 1233 nucleotides. Lineage: Eukaryota; Dinophyceae; Suessiales; Symbiodiniaceae. The record is from the annotation of a GenBank genome assembly.